AUGAAAGCAUUGCUUGACUCUCAAGGUAUAUGGGAGAUUGUCGAAAAAGGCUAUAAUGAGCCACAAGAUGAAGAGGGGUUGUCUCAAGUUGAGAAGGAAGUUUUGGCAAAGACAAGGAAGAAUGAUCAACAAUCUCUUACUGUCAUUCAUCAAUGUUUGGAUGUUUCUACGUUUGAGAAGGUUGCCGAUGCUACGAAUUCAAAAUUAUUGCUCAAUGCUGAAGACAAUUGUGAAUCAAAUGAAGAGAUAUGGAGACAAGAUAGAAAAUAUUCGUGUAGCAGAGAAAAUUCUAGUUCCUUGACUCCUAAGUUCGAUUAUGCGGUAUGUGUUAUUGAGAAAUUAGAAGGUUCAUUGCAAUCUCAAGAAGAAAGAAUGAAGAAAAGGCAAGAGGAGCCAUUAGAGAAAGUUCUCAAGAUGAUCAAAGCUUCGUUGAAAGAUGAUAGAGGAUUCAAUAGUAAAAAAAUACAUGGAUGUGAACACGGAAGAGGACGAAAAUAUGGUCGUUGCCAAGGAGGAAGAGGAAGAGGUUUCAACCGUGAACCAAACUACGAAGAAAGUCACCCAUCACCAAGAAUUUGUGGAAGAGGUUAUGGCUAUUAUCAAAGUGAAAAAAGGUAUGACAAAUCUAAAGUUGAAUGUUAUAACUGUCAAGAAUUUGGCCAUUUUUCUUGGGAAUGUUGUAAUGCUCCUAAUCAAGAUGAAGAAGAGGUUAAUCUUAUUGAAGAAGAGGUUAAUCUUAUUGAAGAAGAUGAAGAGUCAACUUUUUUGCUAACACUCAAGGAAUAA
Cicer arietinum (chickpea) is the source of this 786-nucleotide messenger RNA. RefSeq lists its product as uncharacterized. NCBI's taxonomy places the organism in Eukaryota, Viridiplantae, Streptophyta, Magnoliopsida, Fabales, Fabaceae. The record is from RefSeq and is a predicted model, not a curated record. Gene Ontology annotation, molecular function: nucleic acid binding; zinc ion binding.